AGGGAAGAAACUCCAAGCUAUCUGGACCUGGACCUGGGCUGAGGCUGCGCUGCUGUACCGCCGGCUGCUUUAAUUCAGCAACAGGGACCACACGUCCAGAAUCCCGACCUGACGCGGGUCACACCGCAGGAGGCCGCUUACCAAAGGCGUCGGGUGGCCGGCAGCGCAGUGACGACUUUAUCCCCUAGCACAGGUAGCCCGACGGUCACACGCUAACCUUGGCGGCCCGUUUGCCUGAUUAAGGUUUCCGCCCCAAACGAACCCAGGAUGCAGGGGGAUUGUUGGUGAGCGAAAGACCGCGAUCCGAGUGCCAUGUCUGUAUCUGUUUCGAGACCCAGCCCUUUGCCGUUUCAAUGCAAGAAGAAGAAGAGAGAAAUGGCUGAAAUCAACGUGUCGCCGCUGAAGCAUUUUGUGACCGCAAAGAAGAAGAUCAAUGGCAUAUUUGAACAACUUGGGACCUACAUCAAGGAGAGCGCGGCCUUUCUCGAAGAUACGUACAAAAAUGAGCAGCUGGACCCAGUGGCCACCGAGGAGCAGGUCCAGGAAGUCUGCGGCUACCUCUCCAAGGUGGCAGGCAUAGGAGAGGUGCUCGCACGGAGGCACAUGAAGGUGGUUUUCUUUGGAAGAACCAGCAACGGGAAGAGUUCCGUGAUCAAUGCCAUGCUGUGCGAUAAAGUCCUGCCGUCCGGAAUCGGACACACAACCAACUGUUUCCUGAGGGUGGAGGGCACCGACGGCGGCGAAGGCUUCCUCCUCACCGAAGGCUCUGAGGAUAGGAAAAGUAUAACGACAGUGAACCAGCUGGCCCAUGCGCUACACCAGGAUGUGGACCUGGAUGCUGGCAGCCUGGUCUGCGUCAUGUGGCCUAAAGCCAAGUGUGCUCUGCUGAGAGAUGAUUUGGUGCUUUUGGACAGCCCAGGCAUUGAUGUCACCACCGAGCUGGACAGCUGGAUCGACAAGUUCUGUCUCGAUGCAGACGUGUUUGUCCUGGUAGCGAACUCCGAGUCCACGCUCAUGCAAACGGAGAAGUCCUUCUUCCAUAAAGUCAAUGAGCGUCUCUCCAGCCCCAAUAUUUUCAUCCUCAACAACCGCUGGGAUGCGUCCGCCUCAGAACCCGAGUAUAUGGAGGAGGUCCGCAGGCAGCAUAUGGACCGCUGCACCAAUUUUCUUGUGGAUGAGUUGGGCGUAGUCGACCGAGCCCAGGCCAGCGACCGGAUCUUCUUCGUGUCUGCCAAAGAAGUUCUGCAGGCUCGUGUGCAGAAGGCCCAAGGAAUGCCUGAGUCAGGCGGCGCUCUUGCAGAGGGAUUUCAGGCCAGAAUGUUUGAGUUCCAAAACUUUGAGAGGCGAUUUGAAGAGUGCAUCUCUCAGUCUGCGGUGAAGACCAAGUUCGAGCAGCACACAGUAAGAGCGAAGCAGAUCUCUGAAGCUCUGCGGCGCAUCAUGGACCUGGUGCACGUCGCUGCCCAGGAGCAGAGACUCUACUGUGUAAACACAAAAGAGGAUCGUCAGCAGCGAUUGGAGUUUAUAGAGCAACAGCUGGACCUGCUAACCAUGGACUGCAAAGCCAAGAUCAAAAAGAUUACAGAGGAGGUGGAGCGGCAGGUAACUAACACUAUGGCAGAGGAGAUCAGGAAGCUUCAUGUGCUAGUGGACGACUUCCACAUGGACUUCCACCCGUCACCAGUGGUCCUUAAGGUCUACAAAAAUGAGCUCCAUCGUUACAUAGAGGAGGGUCUGGGUAAGACCAUGUCUGAAAGGUGCUCCAGUUCCAUCACCUGUGCCCUGCAGGCCACACAAACGGAUAUGAUAGAGGGCCUGAAGCCUCUGCUGCCAAACUCUGUUAGAGAGCAGGUCGACAAGAUUGUUCCUCGCCAGUACUUCAGCCUCACAUAUGACCUGGCCUGUGACAAGCUCUGUAGUGACUUUCAAGAGGACAUCAGCUUCCACUUUUCCCUUGGAUGGACUAUGCUUGUCAACCGCUUCCUUGGGCCCAAGAACACACGACGGGCCCUCAUGGGCUACAACGACCAGGUUCCUCGGCCCAUGGCCUUAACACCAGUCAGCACCAGCAUGCCUCCAUUUCCACAAAGCUCUAUGACUCAGGAAGAGCUGAUGGUCACCAUGGUGACGGGUCUUGCAUCCCUUACGUCACGCACAUCCAUGGGUGUCCUUGUGGUUGGUGGCGUGAUUUGGAAGGCAGUGGGAUGGCGCCUGAUUGCGUUGUCACUGGGUCUCUACGGGCUUCUCUACGUCUAUGAGCGGCUCACGUGGACCACCAAAGCCAAAGAGAGAGCCUUCAAGCGGCAGUUUGUGGAGUACGCCAGUGAGAAGCUGCAGCUGAUAGUCAGCUACACUGGAUCCAACUGCAGCCACCAGGUCCAGCAAGAGUUGAGCAGUGUGUUUGCACAGCUGUGCCAGCAGGUGGACGUCACCCGUCAGAACCUUGAGGAUGAGGUCAAUGACAUGAACAGGAAGAUCGAGCUCUUGGACAUUCUGCAGGGCAAGGCUAAACUGCUGCGGAACAAGGCGGGCUGGUUGGACAGCGAACUCAACAUGUUCACCCAGCAGUACCUGCAGCAGAGCAAGUGACCCAGCUGGAGCUUCCAGUGAGACCGAACGUGUGCAAACGCUCGCUGGACACACGCGACGCGGCUAAUUUGGGGUUUAAUUGCGACGUUCGGCUCUGAAGAGGAGGCUAACUCAACUUAACAGCUCUGUAGUAUUUAUAAUGUGUUUGUGUGGAGAUGAAGUGUGUAGGAUGCAUGUCAUGCGACCCCGGUUUGAGCGAUAGAAGUAAAUCUUCCUCUCUGGUGAUCUCUGUAUGUGCAUUCUGUCCAGGUUCAGUCCAUCUAAGGAAUUUCACUGUUUUGUUUGUAGACGUGUGUUGUAGGAAAACAUGAUGCAUAAUUUAUUCCUGGCUACUCACUGUUAGCAUUUUGUCAUGUUCUCAACUGAUAGGUGAAUGGCUGGGAUGCACAUCUGCUUUGCUCUUAUUUCAAUUCAAACCAGAUUAUUUUUCUAGCUCUGAUUCAACCACACAUGUUUCAACUAGAGCUACACGAUAUAUAUCGCCAAUAUAUCAUGGUUGCAUUAUCAGUGUGUGUGAUAUGCAUAUGAAUAGGACUGUUUAGGUUGUUGGCUAUUGUAUUCCAAGUGUUAUGAACUCACAUUGUACAUGCUAAUAUUUAGCCAGCCGGUCCCACGGCAGCAGAUGUUCACACUGGACACGUGAUAUUGUCCAGAACGCUGAAACUCAAAGAGAGAGAGAGAGACUGGAAAGAAAAACAGUGACGUUGCAACGGAUAUCCUAGUUGCAAUAUUUAUCAAUAUUAUUGCCAUGCCGAUCUUUUCUAAUAUCGUGCAGCUCUAGUUUCAAAGCACUUUACAAAUCUGAUUUAUGUUCAGAGGAAUGUGUUCAACCCUGUCAAAUCAUACAUCAGUCACAUCAGUUCCAAUAUGAUCCUAAGUAUAAAACAAUGCAGUGAAGUUCAUUUCAUUAUUUAAAUUGCUAAAAAAGUUAUCUUUUAACUAAGGAAACUUGUGAUGCAUGUACAGUAAAUUAACUCAGUUAUGCCAAAUUCAAAUCUGUAUCUUAAUUUAUUGCUGACCAACAAACUGGUUUGAGAUGUAUGUUUGUUUUUUGUUGUGGGAUUUUUUUCUUGUAUAAAUGUAAAUCCAUUAUUUUGUCACUGUUUUCCCCUUUUCAGCAAAUGGAAGAAAGGCGAUAUUUCCGCCAUGGUGAUCAUACUGUUCUUGUGCUGACACAUAAUUAUUUCUCUUGCUCAUUAUUCUUGCACUUAGGCUCACUUAAAUUAAUUUUGGCUAAUGGACUUAAAAAAAGAGACAUUUUGUCUGGUUUCAUGGUAGUGACAGAAAGAAGUGGAUGAAAACGUCUGGUUUCAGCCGUACAUCCAGCACUGGGUUCUACGGUCCAUCAAAACAGUUCUAAUAACCUUUUUAUUAGCACAUCUGCUGCUUCUUGUGGGGAUGGGGUUAUACGUUGGUGUCCUCUGCAUACAUCUGAUGACAUGAGCUGGACAAAAUGCAGGAAAAUCAUUUGCCUACAAACCAAAAAGGAAGGAGCCAGCGAUGUGCACCAUCACUAGUAGUUUUGCUCAGAAAUAGUUGUCAUCCAUGCAGUUUUCUGUUGUGCUGCUAUUUUCUCCGUGUCACUGCUCCAGCUGAAAAAAAGAUAAUUUAGCUUUAAGAACCAGACUAAGCAGAUUGGAUGGCUGGUACCAAAGUCUUUCUUUAAAUGUGGGAAGAUGGCUCCUAUUACACUAAUUUUAGCUUUUAGAUCAUCCUUUAGUUCCAUGAUUUGCGUGUGUUCCUUAAGCCUUCUGCUCUACUAGACUUCCCUAGCUCCACUGGAGUAAAAUAAGGAAGUUCAAACCAUCUCCAUCUCUGCCUCAAACCUUACGAGCAGACAGAUCUAUAGAGGAGCAGAAAGGCCAAAGUAGGUGGGUUAGCAGGCCUUGUGAACAACAGAUGAUGGGAUCAAGGACGCGUUAGGGGGAGAAAUCUCUGCUGCCCGGAUAUUAAACCGUUAAUAUUAUCUGAAGUUGUGCUAUGAACAAAACACCCUGAGUAUAAAGCUCUCAUUCAGAAGCUGACUGUGAUCAAGAGAACUGAGGAGAUGGUGACAGAGGGCUGGAGAAGGGUUGUUUUGAGGCAACAGACUGGGAUGUACUGUGGCAGUCACAUGGAGGAGAUAUCAAUGUCAUGAUGACUGAGUGUAGGAUCAUAUAUCUCUAUAUAAAUAUAUAUAUGAACAACAGUGAGACUUCCCCAAUAAAAAAAGAUGGGCCAUCAACAAGAAGAGCCUUCAGAGAGGGAACUGAAUUAUUGAGGAGUAGAGAAGCAACAUAGUCAAGAGACAGCAAGGAGGUGUGCGAGAAGCUGAGCGCUAACUCCAACUGAACAAUGAAAGAUGUUUUGAUGUGCUCUGGUUCAUCUAAUACUUUGGAACAAGCUCGGUGCUGAUCUGCUUAGCGGCGAUUCUCUAGUUUUUCUUCAACACAAAGUGCUCCUGGAUCAGUGUGUGUGCUCUGUCUUCUAAAAACCCCUGUUGGUCGUGGUUGAUGGCCAUUCACAUUGAACCAGGGUCUGGUUCUGCUGGAACUUUCUAUUUAGCGUUUCUUUCCACUAUCACCACAUGCAUGUUCAGUAUAAGGGAUCACUGUCUUGGAAACUAUGAUUCGAUUGAAUUGCCUUUGUCAUUGUAAAGUGGCUUGAGACACGUCUUGUGAAUCUGCGCUAUAUAAAUAAACAAUUUGUGCCUCA
Molecule: messenger RNA, 5283 nt
Organism: Fundulus heteroclitus (mummichog)
Lineage: Eukaryota; Metazoa; Chordata; Actinopteri; Cyprinodontiformes; Fundulidae
Gene: mfn2
Product: mitofusin 2
Exons: 18
Coding region: 313-2589 (758 amino acids)
Biological process (GO): mitochondrion localization; mitochondrial fusion
Cellular component (GO): mitochondrial outer membrane
Molecular function (GO): GTPase activity; GTP binding
Source: RefSeq, a predicted model, not a curated record